CACGUCGCUGGCGCUUGAUUCUCCACCCCCUCCACGCGCGCGCUCUCUCUCGUCCAGGUCUUUUGCGUACGCGUCCUUCGUACCCUCUUAGUGUCACCUUGUCUUCGAAAAAAGUACACCAACCUGGGUUUGACCAUUCGCUAUGGCAGCGACACCUGGAACAAAACCGAAAACUUCACCCAAAUCUAUCAAGUUCCUCUUCGGGGGGUUGGCUGGGAUGGCAGCCACAGUAUUUGUACAGCCACUAGAUCUAGUGAAGAACCGCAUGCAGCUGAGUGGGGAAGGUGUAAAGACCCGUGAAUAUAAGACCAGCUUCCAUGCAGUGGCAAGCAUUCUGAGAAAGGAAGGCAUCCGUGGCAUCUACACUGGGCUGUCUGCUGGUCUCCUGCGCCAAGCCACCUAUACUACCACUAGACUUGGAAUUUACACCAUUCUUUUUGAGAAGAUGACUAGUGCUGAUGGGAAGCCACCUUCAUUUAUCAUGAAAGCAUUGAUUGGCAUGACUGCUGGAGCCACAGGUGCAUUUGUUGGAACACCUGCAGAAGUAGCGCUAAUUCGUAUGACAUCUGAUGGCAGACUUCCACUAGAACAGAGGAGAGGUUAUUCAAAUGUCUUUAACGCUCUUUUCAGAAUAACUAGAGAGGAGGGCAUCACGACAUUAUGGAGGGGCUGCAUUCCUACUAUGGCACGAGCAGUAGUGGUUAAUGCAGCACAGCUUGCUUCCUACUCCCAAUCUAAGCAGUUUCUACUUGACACUAGAUAUUUUAGAGAUGAUAUCUUAUGUCACUUCUGCGCUAGCAUGAUCAGUGGAUUGGUCACCACAGCAGCCUCAAUGCCCGUAGACAUUGUGAAAACACGAAUUCAGAACAUGCGAACCAUUGAUGGAAAGCCUGAAUACAGGAAUGGACUGGAUGUACUUAUCAAAGUGAUCCGCAAGGAAGGAUUCUUCAGUCUUUGGAAAGGUUUCACACCAUACUACGCUCGUCUGGGUCCACACACUGUUUUGACCUUCAUCUUCCUUGAACAAAUGAACAAGUUUUACAAGAUUUAUUUCCUAGACUCAUGAGAUUUUUCAUGUUUUUAGUCCUUUCUACACCUCCUUUUUUCAAACCAAUUUCUCAGCACAUUUUGCUUUGGGCUGUAUUGCUUGAAAUCCUAGGAUUAUAACCACACCACCCUAGUUCACACAGUUAUGACUUAGAGGAACUGUUUGUCCUGGGAGGUGGUUUAUUCAUUUUACAAUUUAAACAAACUGGACUUGAAGCUAUGCUGUGUUCACCUGUCUGCUUUUUAAAAAGUGGAGGCUUAGCCUUAUUAGGUUUGAGGACAUUGAGAAACUGAUUAAUAGGUAAACAGAAGAAGAAAUCUGAGCAGGGUAUACCUCCUUUCUCUCUGGUUGCCCUCCAGCAUCAUCUCGGUCCCCCUGCUAUUUAUAAAUUCAAAUGCUAAUUAUAAUUCAGAUGAAAAGCUUAAAUUGAGAGCUUGAUAUAUUCACACAGUGAGAUAUGUUUGUGUCCAUUUUCUGUCUUGUGUCGGUUUUGUAGUCUGACUUUGGAUGUCCUAGAGGGACCCUAAUGAAUGGUGGCAAUGGUUUGGAGUUUAAUACUUACUGAGCCUUACCAGUAAUGGGUUUAAAUUCCAACUCUCACACCAAAAAUAAUUUAUUCAGAUUUUCAACAUUGUGAAAUAGGAAGAUUCUAUUUAUUUCAAACCAAAUCUGUACUUGUGGAUUCUGCUACACUGCCACACCAAAGAACUCAUUUAGAUCCAGAUGUUACUAACAUGAACAAGAGUGAAUUCAAAAUGAUUUAUCUAUUGGUGCUUUGAAGGUGUGAGUGGAAACUUAACUUUGUGACUCACAAAGACACAAAACCUAAAUUACAUGAUGGCCAUUUUACCUUAAACAGUUACCUUUACGGUUAAUUUUAUUGUGAAGAUGUGCACAUAAACACUUUUAACCUUCAAAUAUGUAAUGUGUAGGAAAAAAGCCACAAUCAUGGUCAUUGGCUAAGGAAACUUGGGCCUCUUCUAUUUAAACUCCUAAUCAAAAGUAACUGUUAUUUAUGCAACCAUCAUGUCAUAAAUUGUAUUUGUGUAACCAUCAUGUCAUUUAUAGCUAUAGGUAGUAAUUAAUAAGAAAUAUAUAUCAGUAGGAAGUGGUAAACAAUGCGUUUUUGUCCAUAUUUCUUUCAUUAUUUUGAUUUAUGUUCUCAACUGCCAAGUUGCUUCAUAAUUCUGGUGUAUUUCAGUCUGGCUGUAUGGUCUCGACUAAAUCAGUUAACGUGUUUGGCUUAAGCAGCUAAUGAAAUAGCAAUGAAAAUGACAACGUUUGUCCUAAAAAAUACCAGUGAAAGUGUCUGAGUAAAGAAGCACAUACUAGAGAGAUUUUAAUAAGUUAGUUUUAAAUUCUCACUGUCAAAAAAAAAAAGUACUUUUUAUGUUCCUUUGAUAUCUGAUGGUCGUGGAUUUAUAACGUUACUCAUUUAAAUCAACUGUUCUUGGCAGAGUAAAACUCCAGCCUUAAUUACUAAAUGUAUGACACUUUAGGUUUAGGUGCUUGGCGUCACUUAGUUAGAUGAAAACUUCAUAGGAUUUUUAUUAUAAUAACCAAGCAAUUCCCCCAGUUGAUAGCUGCUUCCUCGACCUUUGGAUAAAUUAAUGCAUUAUGACAUAAAUAAUUGGCUGUUUCUUUGGCGGUGUGUGUUAAUACAGAUUUAGCAUAUGAUAGACAAUCCUACUCUCUUGUGUAAUGGCCCUGAAAGAGAAGCGACGCAGACAACUUCCAGAAAUGUCAUUUCAUUUCCUCUCGGUUCUCAGAAAUUUCCCACAUGUGAUAUCUGAGACAUUGAAGAGUGUGUGCAUUGUGCUUCCGUACAGACUGAUUAGCAAGCCACAUGUCCAUCACCACUUGGACAGCAGAUUCUUGGUUGACUCUUCCUGUAUUAAUUCUAAUUUGGUGUUUUUUAGGCUUCGCCAUACAGACCUUGAAGCAUGAUUAGAAGCGAUGACAAGGCAAAACAAAUGGGUUCAACAGGAAGAGGGGCCAAGUUUUAAAUUCAGGUGGUCCUAAAAGUUUUGGCCGUAGUUAUCUGAACUCGAACCCUCUGAUUUAAUUAAGUCAGUUGCAGCGUGAAAGUUUACACUUUCAAGUAAGUAAAUGUGAAAAUGUAGUUUUUAACCCUUUGUAAACCUAUCAUUUGCUGUGUAAGAUAAUAAAUAUAUAAUAUUCAGAGCCAUCACUGGUAUAUUAUAGCAAAGACCUGAAACUUCAGAUUUAAACGCGGUAACAGAAAUAGGAAUUACAGUAUAAUGUUGAAAUUAUUUUUUUAUGUCGGGUGUCUGCUCAUAUUUCCUCUGUCUUUGCCUAUUUUUAUAUUUUGAUUAUUACAAAGCUCAUCAAGAGCUUUUAUAUCUGUGUGGUACAGUGUGCUGUACUUUCACAGUUCAUAUUAAGUCUGAUAUUAUCAGAUUACUUACAUUUAAUACCUCAUCAAAAGGUUAUUAAUGCAAAUUUAAAAAAGCAGGCCUUGGCCUCAGCUACAGUGUACUGGUUGGCAACUUCAAAAAGAAAAAUAUUGUAAAUAUAUAUAUAUGAUAUCUUAAG
Messenger RNA from Polypterus senegalus (gray bichir), 3604 nucleotides. It is a transcript of the gene slc25a11, whose product is annotated as solute carrier family 25 member 11. Bases 143 to 1066 code for a protein of 307 amino acids. The transcript is spliced from 8 exons. Gene Ontology annotation, molecular function: malate transmembrane transporter activity; sulfate transmembrane transporter activity; succinate transmembrane transporter activity. The record is from RefSeq and is a predicted model, not a curated record. NCBI's taxonomy places the organism in Eukaryota, Metazoa, Chordata, Cladistia, Polypteriformes, Polypteridae. Gene Ontology annotation, biological process: thiosulfate transport; malate transmembrane transport; succinate transmembrane transport.